AUGGUGCUGCUGCGGCACACGGCGAAGCACGGGGAGCAGACCAUGGACGUCCCCGCCGGCUUUGGUGCCGCCGGCGGCGACGCGGUGCGCGUGGAGAUCAUCAGCGCCGCGGACCUGUCGCUGGGCUCCAAGUCGCUGCCCGUGCCGUACUGUUCCUUGGCCGUGGGCUAUGCGGGGCAGCCCUGGGCCGCCAAGUUCUCCUCGGCGAACCGGGAGUGCAACACCCCCCCCGCACUGCGGCAGCGCCACCCCCGGUGGAGCGCCCGGUGCCAGCUUGGGCUGCCGCAAGCUUACGUCUCCCCGAGCCGCGUGGACUUCUCCAAGGAGGAGCCCUCGGAGCCCCUCCCCGAGCUGUCGGUGCGGGUCAUGGACGCCGGCGGGCUGCGGGGGGACCGCGUGGCCGGGGAGGCACGGGUGCCGCUCAGCGCCAGCGGCUGCGGCACUUUUCGGCUCCUGGGCGGGGGCUACGCCUCGCUCUCGCUGCGCUGGGCCGUGGGAGGCCGCCCCGCCGCUUUGCGGCGCCCGGACUUCGAGCGGGCGGUGGGCUUCUGGUCACAGCAGGACCUCAGCAGUCCCACGGGGCUCACCCACGCACAGCUGGAGCUGGCAGCCGUUCUGGCGACGUGUCGGAGCCCGGAGGAGCAGCGGGAGCUGAACGAGCUGAUCCUGCAAGCGCCUCUGUCCGCGCUCUUCUCGGACCUCACGGAUCGGCGAGAUCUGGAUGAGGUUGAGGCGCAGAGCAUAGGCAGCCAGUCCCUGAUGACGGUCCUCUCCGAGCACCUGGCCUUGCACAGGUUUACUCCCUUGGCAAGCAGCCGACUGGUAGGCGCGUUGGUGGAGAAGAUCACCAACUUUCGCACGUCCUCCGACGAGACGCUGAGCCAGAGUGUCGCAGCACUGGCGCUGGCAGAUGGCUGCGAGGAGACCUCCUUUGCAAGCUCUUCUUGCGGGCGUCUGGAGAGGACCUGCUGGAGCUCAAGAAGUUGGUGGACGCCGCCGGGGGCGGCCGGGACUUGCGGGAGACCGUCUUCACAGUGGUCGCCCAGCAGGGCAGGCGGAGCGCUCUGCUGCAGCACUUCGGGGAGGAGGCCUUGGCGUUGCAGGUCUUCCCGAAGCACAUCCUGGCGGACAUCGACAUGA
This is a messenger RNA of Effrenium voratum, 1140 nucleotides long. The record is from the annotation of a GenBank genome assembly. NCBI's taxonomy places the organism in Eukaryota, Dinophyceae, Suessiales, Symbiodiniaceae.